AAGUGGUAUUAACGAUCUCGGGUAAUUAAUAUUGAUGUUUGUUUGUUUUUAUAUAACUUUACUUCCCGAUUUCCAUUGUCAAUAAAACUUCUCAGGACAUCGACUGGGCACCCGCCAUACCAGCGAAACUGUUUGUGCACUUCGAUCGCACACGUCCUCACCCGAUAUAGCGCGAGCAGUGCAAUCGUCGAAAUCACCAGAACGUCGAAUUCAGCUCGUGUUGGGACACAUUGUGUUAAGGAAUAUUACCGCUAUCAACAUGAUGUCAAGUCACCCCAUCCCUUCACCCAACGUAGUUACCAGCGAUCGAGGACAGAUUCAGAUAAUCUUUGGACCUAUGUUCUCAGGCAAAACCACCGAGCUAAUGAGAAGGAUGAAGAGAUACAUGAUAGCUAGCUUCUCAUGUAUGAUCUUGAAAUCCGCCAAAGACGACCGGUACGACAAGCACGACAUCUCUACACACGACCGAAUCAUGAUGCCCGCCAUUGCUGCUUAUGAACUGAUGUCUCACACGCCUGAGGCUCUGAAGUGUGACGUCAUCGGUAUUGACGAGGGACAGUUCUUUCCUGACAUUGUGGAAUUUGCUGACGCCAUGGCAGAGAAGGGGAAAAUUGUCAUUGUGGCAGCACUGGACGCGACAUUCCAGAAGAAGGGUUUCGGAGACAUCUUGAAUCUUGUGCCGCUAGCUGAACACGUGGUGAAGCUGUCUGCUGUCUGCAUGAACUGUUACAACGAGGCGUCGUUUUCAAAGAGGAAAGGGAAUGAAACAGAGGUCGUGUUGAUUGGAGGCCCAGAGAAAUAUCUCGCUGUCUGUCGUGCGUGCUUCCGGUUAAACCAUCAACAAAACACUCCUACCACCGAGUAGUUCUCGCCAGUACUGACCAGCCUUCUCUGAGGUUGAAGAACAGAUGUCUGUCAUUCCUGUUUGAAACAACAGUUAUUUCAAGUGUUUCCAUUUUUCUUUCAGUUGAGAAGGGUGUUGCAGAUCUACAUGUUCACGGCAACAUGUUACUGUCAUACAUUCAACCUGAAUGUUAUGUAUUACACAUAUAAUAACCUUGACAUUAUAGUAACCUUUUUAGGGUUUAUAUUUGGUCUAGGAUAAUUAUAAUACCUAGAAUUUGUUGUCGGGGAAUUAGCUUGGGACCGCAACACCUUCAAAUAACCAAGAGAAGCAUCGAUUAGUGGCCAGUCUUUAUUCGGUGCAUUUCAUGAGUGAAUUAUAUAAAACAUCAGCAUUUCAAACUUGGACAAUUAAUACAUAAUAUGAAAAUCAUGUGAAUUAAUAAUUACAUAAACCUUACUGACAAUAUACCUUACAAUAAACAGUGACCAAGAUUAAACGGAAGUGAGGACACUUCAUAUUAUAUUGGAAACAUAAUACACAUGAUGUAGCGCAGCUGAGAAAUAUGCGUAGAGAAUGAUGAGGUAACUGUUCAGUAAGACACUUAGUACAUGUGCUAUCAAUUGCUAAAAUAAUCUUCUAUGGAAGUCGUAAAUGAUAGGCGUUAUAUAGUUUGCUACAUCCCAACAGAAUACAACCUAAGCAGAAUAAUAAGAAUACACAAAUAAUAUAAAUGUUCAGUCUGCUAGUUGAAUCAUAUGACCACAUCUGAAUAUCUAGACGGUCGCGAAUUACUAAAGAUCAUAUGCCGAACGGCAUGUUAUUGAAUAAGUACACAUAUACAUACUUAAACCUUUACAGUACUGAGAACGUAGCAAUAUGUGAGCAACAGAAUGAAACAACAAUGUUUAUGUGCGCUCAGUAGUUUUGCGUGUACCGUAUUGUAACCUCACAUAAUAUGUACAUUGUUUAAACAUUGGUUGAUGAAAGGUAGCAUGGAACAUUUGAGUUAAACACAUAUAAUAAUCAUUUAGAAAUACAUUCACUGACAUUCACUUUCAUUGCAAACACGCAAUCAAAUAUACAACACGUGCGCAAGAAUUGCUUUGCUUCCACGAGCCCAAUCAUAUGUAAUUGUGAUAUACUGAACCUAUAUUAUGUCUUAACGUCACUACAUUAUACUGUAAACUAUUUUGAUGUAAGAUUGUUAGAUUUGUUCUACAUGGUCUGACACAACUAUGAUACAGAUAUUCCUUGUUGUACUUAUUCAAUACUGCAUAGUUUAAAUGAUGAUAUUGGCAUAAACUAACGGUAUGGAACGUAAUAGAAAACAGAAAAUAUGAACAUAAUUUAAGAACAUACAAUGAAUGAAUUGAACAUGGCUUACCUUCAAAUAACCAAGAGAAGCAUCGAUUAGUGGCCAGUCUUUAUUCGGUGCAUUUCAUGAGUGAAAUAUCCCGAAUAAAGGCCGUUAUAUAUACCACCGAUGCUCUCAGAGUUUGUGAUAUGGUCGCGCGUUCAAUGGUCACUUAUUUAAACAAUACUUACAAAUGCUGCUAAUCUACACUGCUGACUAAAUCUUAAGAUUACCUCGUAGCUUUGAAAGACUUGAGAGUGCAGAAAUGACCAAAUUUAUCUAACAGUUUUCUCGGAGAGCGUGUUAUCAUAGAGUAAUGUUUACUUCUCUCUCCGGACAUGUCGUCUUAACAGUUAGCACAUAAGGCUUAUCAAGAAAACUUGGGAAUGAAGACGAGCGUAUAUCGAUACUGACAGAUUAUAGACUUGGGCCGGACCAUGCAUGUAGUCUUAAAGCUUAACACAUAAUGCUAAUUAUCUUACAACUUGGAAAAUGAAGAUCAACACUAACUGAGACAGCGUUUAGUAUUCUCGUUAUUGAAUAAAAUAUACAACAUGUGCUGUUUAGUCCUAUUUUAUAAAGUCACAAUUAUUUAUAUAAGAUUGAGGAAAAUAUGACGUAUUUUAGAACUAUGAUACACAGAACAAUAAACCCAUUGUUUUUUAUAUACACAAAGAAAGUAUACAUAUACCUACAAACUAUUUCUUAUUAAAGUAUUUCAGUAAUUGA
Haliotis rubra (blacklip abalone) is the source of this 2930-nucleotide messenger RNA. Its product is annotated as thymidine kinase, cytosolic-like. Bases 260 to 865 code for a protein of 201 amino acids. The record is from RefSeq and is a predicted model, not a curated record. The transcript has 8 exons. Gene Ontology annotation, molecular function: thymidine kinase activity; ATP binding. Gene Ontology annotation, biological process: thymidine metabolic process. Lineage: Eukaryota; Metazoa; Mollusca; Gastropoda; Lepetellida; Haliotidae.